AUGGCAGCUGGUGGCGGUGAUUGCAACAGUGCGCUGUAUCACGGGCUCCGCGUGUACCCCCUUCGAGACGUUCUCUCACGCGUGCCGCUGCCAGCCCGCUGUCCAUUGGAAGGAGUCUCGGGAAAGUGGCGCUGCGUUAUUGUUCCCAAGAUCCACGAGACGUCACACCGCGAACGAAAGGAAGAGGAAAUACUGAGUUUCCUCAAUCGUGGGAUUCCGUGUCGCCUUGGUCGGUGGCGCAGCGCCUCUGUGUACGAGACCACUGGUAAUGAUGGUAUGGGUUUUGUGACGGACGCGCGGUGGAACAGUUUCCCGAAGCCCAAGAUUGCGUUCAAGGCGGGCUGGGCUGGGCCGGGCACGAAUAUGGAGUCCGCUGCGUAUCACCAGCUCAUCUCCUCCUUCCAUGAGGUCUUUCAUCACGAUGCAGACACACCGAAGACGGAGGGGAACGCUGAUGUGCAGACAGCGUCACCCGUCGAUGAGGAGGCGAUCGAUGACGUGGCCGCACCGAACAUUUUGAACCUGCAGAUGUUUCACCGGCAAGAGCCGUUUGUCUGCCCGCCGAUCCCAGUGCUGGGGGAGAAAUUAGUGUGGCCUUCCUUCCUGGAGGACGGCGCUAUUUGUGACAAUGCGACCCGGCUGUCGCAGUGUGGGGCCGUGACUUGGUGGCACCUUGACGACUCUGGUGAAUUUGUCGAACAAACAGGAUUGCCACUUGCGCCGUCGGCAAAUGUGGCGAUGCCGCCAGCACUCGAGUCCCUACCAGGGGAGCAGCGUGCGUACUACGCGACUAUUGACCAUGAGCUGUACUGCACCGACGAAUCACCAGAGAGUGUACCUGUCAAACUAUUUCUGUACGGCCCAAAGGAGAGCUAUGACUGGUUUAUGCACGAUGACGAAACCGCUGCAUCGGGGAAGGUGGCGGCGCUGGAUAUAUUUGCCACGCCCGACGAGGCACUUCCGAAUGACGCGACGCUGCUGCCAAUCAUCCACGUGGCGGUCUUGGAGAGUGGCGGACGCCCGCUCAUUUCGCCUCCAAACAUUCCACACGCGGUGAUCAGCUUGAAUGACUGCAUCAUGGUGGAGCAGCGCCGGGUGGCAAACCUAUUCCUCGACGAGAUCUCCUACUUCUUGCAAAAGUGUGCCUACUGGAGUGGAAAUCCAAUUGUCUAUGAUUACAUUGAAAAGGAUCUGCAAGAUGAAUCUUACGUAGCUGGGCAGCUCAUCCCUGAGCUGAUGACUUUGUUCUCUGAGCACAGUGGACUCAACCCGUACGAUGAAACCAUCCGCUGCCGCGUUGUCAUGGCGUUGCACUCUAUCGCAACACACGAGAAGCACUACAAUCUUCCGGCGGAUUCCAGAAAGUCGCUCUCGUCAAUGCUGCAUGGUGGCAACGAUGAAAUGAGCGCAAUACUACAGCGGCCGACAUCAUACGGGCUCCGCAUGGUCUCCCUGGAAGACCGUCUGAAGGGAUACUGGGAUGUGCAGCAGUACUGGCCGAAGCCCGGCUGCGUGAUGAAGGUGCCGCUCGUGACGCCCCCUUAUCUGCUAUCGGCUGCCCUCACGGCUGUUCCCCAGCCGAAUGACUGGUUCCUUCCUGUUGUCUACGCUUCCUCAUCGCCUGUGUUCGGCUCGGAGAAAAACAGUGUGGAGAAGGUCUCUGCCGAGUACUUCGCCAUGACGAAGGUUGCCAAGAAGCCGUGCAAUUUACUUGCCUUCCUCCGAACAUGCAAACAAGAAAAGGAUGAACUGCUAGAAGAUUUGUUCUGA
Messenger RNA from Trypanosoma grayi, 1770 nucleotides. RefSeq lists its product as hypothetical. Lineage: Eukaryota; Euglenozoa; Kinetoplastea; Trypanosomatida; Trypanosomatidae. Bases 1 to 1770 code for a protein of 589 amino acids. The transcript has a single exon. The record is from RefSeq and is a predicted model, not a curated record.